UUGGACUAUUUGCCAUCACUGGCAGUCCAUCUCUAAUAUUGAACAAACAAAGUUUACUCUUUAUUAAACUGCAGGUAACGGUGGUUUCUGCCGUGUUUUCAACAAAAUUAUAAGAAAAAAUGUCGCAGGAGGUUGAGGAAACACUCAAGAGAAUCCAGAGCCACAAAGGUGUUGUGGGUACAAUUGUGGUCAACAAUGAAGGUAUUCCGGUCAAAUCCACGCUGGACAACACCACCACCGUUCAAUAUGCUGGACUAAUGAGUCAGCUGGCGGACAAGGCACGAAGUGUGGUAAGGGACUUGGAUCCUUCCAACGACAUGACAUUCCUGCGUGUGCGAUCCAAAAAGCACGAGAUCAUGGUGGCGCCCGACAAGGACUUCAUCCUGAUUGUCAUCCAAAAUCCAACCGACUAAAUGGGGGCGUCGGACCAGUUGCUGAAUUAACUGCACAUUUAUACAUAUAUAUAUAUUCAAAUUGUCAGCGGAUGAAAGGAAAGUUAAAUUAUAACGUAAUGAAAUGGUA
Molecule: messenger RNA, 522 nt
Organism: Drosophila yakuba
Lineage: Eukaryota; Metazoa; Arthropoda; Insecta; Diptera; Drosophilidae
Gene: robl
Product: dynein light chain roadblock-type 2
Exons: 3
Coding region: 120-413 (97 amino acids)
Biological process (GO): microtubule-based movement
Cellular component (GO): cytoplasm; centrosome; cytoplasmic dynein complex
Molecular function (GO): dynein intermediate chain binding
Source: RefSeq, a predicted model, not a curated record